This is a messenger RNA of Trichoderma aggressivum f. europaeum, 1053 nucleotides long. RefSeq lists its product as uncharacterized. The record is from RefSeq and is a predicted model, not a curated record. Lineage: Eukaryota; Fungi; Ascomycota; Sordariomycetes; Hypocreales; Hypocreaceae. The transcript is spliced from 3 exons. Bases 1 to 1053 code for a protein of 350 amino acids.
AUGUCUUCAACUGGCAAGCCGGCAUCAUCUCGAAUUGCCAAAUUGUCCAUCUACGGCAUUGCUCGCCAGCACUGCGGAGAAGAGCUCAUCAUUAACCCCAUUCGAUGGACUGCCCGUCACCUCAAGCUCCUGCGAUGCUCGUUCGAAAGACUGCUCCCUGAGCCAUUGACUCCAGCCGCGUACGCAGUGACAGAAGCUGAUUACACAGAGGAGCGUAGUGGCACGCCCUACCUACACGAGUUCUUCCACUACUACUACAAGGCCCAAUUUCGAGAACAGGGCAUCAGGCUGCUUUUAACGGCUGAUGGAUGCCCCUUGAUUGCUUAUGACGCUCUCGGCCUGUAUUUCAAUGGCGGUGUCAUCAAGAGGCUGCAAUGUAUCAGCCUGUGUCUUCGCAGCUCCACGCAUCAGACACUUCGGUACCAACGGCCACUGGUAGCCUUGAUCGACCGCGACCACGUUCUGGCGAGACGAAGGCAGUCGGUUAGCUACCGAUUGAUGCGCUUCAAUCCUCCCAUCAUCCGCUUGUUCAACAACAGGUGGAGGAAAGUCUGCCCGCCUCAUCCAGUAUACGAUCCGUACAUCGUCACGCUCCUCAUUGGUGUAGCACAGCAGAAACGGAGGCAUUUCCAAGAAAUCAACUGCAAUCGAGAAGCUUCAAAGGGCACCAUCUUCUCUCAGGUCUUGCACACGUUUUACUCAAAGGGCCAAUGUGAAGUCGUCGGAGAGGAGGCCUUCAAUGGCUGGAUGUAUCUCUACCAGGCCAACAUCCCCAUAUCGUUUUUGGACAUGUUCGACGACCCCAAGUAUGCGCCAUCAACGCCGCCAUCCGUCUCGGUCCAGGUCAUCACAAUCCGCUACAGCCCACUAGCUACCUUGCGUGCUCGGCUGCUGGAACUUAUGCUUCCAGAAAGGUUGGUCUCAGAAACUUACGGUCUUUCAGCCAGAGGACAGAAGCGAAGAUACGACGGUCAAGGUUAUACUCAGCCGGCGCAACGAGAAGCCCCUGCAGGAGAAAAAGCAUGCUCAAACAGUUGCUGUAUACCCACUUAA